Molecule: messenger RNA, 753 nt
Organism: Macrosteles quadrilineatus (aster leafhopper)
Lineage: Eukaryota; Metazoa; Arthropoda; Insecta; Hemiptera; Cicadellidae
Exons: 1
Coding region: 1-753 (250 amino acids)
Source: RefSeq, a predicted model, not a curated record
AUGCCUUCUACCUCCCUUCCAGAAUGUAUCAAAGACGGAUACAAACAUUUAGAACUUGCAGAUCCUACUUUUGACGUACCAGGAAAAAUUGAAUUUUUGUUGGGUGCAGACUUGUACCCUGAGGUAAUAGAUGGCGGGCGGAUGCCUGCUCCUAAAGGUUACCCCGUUCCUUACCAAAGUAGUUUCGGAUAUAUUUUGAUGGGUCCAAUUGAUCUUAAUAGCAAAACACAGCCAUAUGACCAGGUUUCAUCUAUUGUUUCCAAUGAUGCAACCAUUGAACAUUCUCUAGAUGAUCAACUUAGAAGUUUUUGUGAAUUAGAAGAAAUCCCAGUCUAUGCAUCAGUUAACCUUGAAGAAGAAAAAUGUGAGAAGAUCUAUUGUAAUGCUGUAAAACGGAAUCAAGAAGGAAGAUACAUAGUUCCGCUCCCUUUUAAAAUCGAAGAUCCCAAGAUUGGAGAGUCGUAUGGGAACAAGAAGUCGUCGAUCAAAGCUAUGAAAAUAAUGAACAACUAUGAAGUCCAUCCAAAAAAUGGUGUAGCUCAAACUAUUAUGUAUCAGAAGAUGUCCAGUCACUAUCGCCGGAUCUAUAAUCCUAAACCUCGCAUAGACACUGGCACAACUUUUUAUCAAAGACCUAAGCUACACAAUACAUCUAAACAUCAUACUUGGAAUAAAAAAGAAAGUGAAUAUUUCUACAGAAGCAGAGCAAGUCAUCAGUUUCCUCGAGCUCAAGCAAAUGCCGUCGCUACUUAA